Molecule: messenger RNA, 1018 nt
Organism: Amborella trichopoda
Lineage: Eukaryota; Viridiplantae; Streptophyta; Magnoliopsida; Amborellales; Amborellaceae
Product: Phosphoglycerate mutase family protein
Source: RefSeq, a predicted model, not a curated record
CAACGCUCCUACAAUUUAUCAUCAGAUUCGGUGAAUAAAAAGCAGGUGGAAGAUUCAUUCAUGGCUGGUUCUUCUGCAACAUCCUUCCUGAAAAAUCAGUAUUGGGUUCUUAGACAUGGCCGCAGCAUCCCCAAUGAAAGGGGCAUCAUUAUCUCCAAUAGGGUCUAUGGCAUACUUCCACAAUAUGGAUUGUCUUCUAAAGGUGUUCAGCAAGCAGCGUCUGCUGGUGAAUCAUUCCUAAGGGAACUGAAAGCUAAAAAUAUACCGCUUGAGAAUGUCCGAAUUUGCUACUCUCCAUUCUCAAGAACGAUUCAUACUGCCCAAGUUGUUGCAAGAGUAAUGAACCUACCAUUUGAUGGCCCUCAAUUUAAGGUGAUUGAGGACCUUCGAGAACGUAAAUUUGGGCCGACUUUUGAACUCCAAUCACAUGAUAAAUAUCCAGAGAUAUGGGAUCUGGAUGAAAAGGAUCCUUUUCUACCCCCUGAAGGCGGGGAAAGUGUGGCUAAUGUCGCUUCUAGACUUGCAAAUGCAUUGGCAACUAUAGAGGCAGAAUUUGACGGAUGUGUGGUUCUUGUGGUUAGCCACGGCGACCCAUUACAGAUCCUACAAACAGUCAUCCAUACAGCUAUGCAAGAGACAAACGGCUCCAAAGAUAUUCCCUCAAUUAUAAAUGGAGUUACAACACAUUCAACAUUAUCACAGCACCGGAAGUUUGCUUUGGCUACUGGAGAACUGAGACUCGUCACAUAAUCAGAUAAAAAAGGGCCUUUCUUUAAAUGGGAGACCAAAUCCUUAUGGUAGUUGAUUUACAGAUGGUAAAUUUGCAGCUGGCUACAUCAAAGUACUCCUCUUUUUCUUUUCUUUUUCUGAAUGUUAGGCUAUAUUAAAUUAUUUUUACUAAUUUAUUAGGGCUUGGGCACUUGCUCAAUGGGGCAUUGCACUUGGCCGAAUAUUUGAAUUUCGGAAAACCUUCUAAUAAAAUUUAUUUGGGUGACGGCCAGAGUUAUCCAAGCACCUA